AUUGAUUUCGCGCGCUGAAUUUGACACGUGAUUGAUCGUGCACUGUCGACUGAAAGUGAACCGCGGGAAACAGAUCUCGGAAGAAACACAAGGGGUUCAUCGUUUGUCCGUAAAUUUGAAAAGCCAGCAAUCUGCAGUAAAAUCGUCUGCCAUGUCUUCACCGAGCAGUUCAGCCGGCGGCAGCCCGCGGAGUCGUCGCACCAGCAAACGCAACCGUGCUGAUGAUGACGCCGACGUAGACAAGACGCCAAGUAAGCGAGGGCGCAAGGGGAGCCAGCAGAGCGAAACACCCUCUCGGAGAAGCACCAGGGUGGCUGCUGAUACCCCAGGAGGGGCAAGAACACCUACCAGUCGAGCCAGCAAGCGCGGCAGUGCAGCCUCCUCACCAGCGUCUCAGGCCGGUAGGCCAUUAGACUCCUCCCCCAGUGGUGACCUACGACCUAUGCCUUCCUCUCCGGCAUCCGGUGGGUUGCAGGAUAACUCGGUGUUUUCGAGCCCCGGCCUCUCCAGAGCAGGUACUAGCGAUAUCGGGAUGAGUUCCCCUCUCAACUACGGCACACCAAGCUCUCGGAUGAGUGGAACUCCUGGUCGUAUGGCUGGCACGCCUGUGAGACCUCGCAACGACAUCACCAGCAAUCGUAAGAUGCGGCAGGUCAACUUACAGUCGGAUCCAUCGGGAGAUGGCUCGGAGCCCACCGCGGCAGUGACCAGCGAGCAACCGGGCGGUCCCCAGCUGGUCAUCUGGGGCACCAACGUGGUGGUCAGCGAGGCCAAGUCCAAGUUCACCCGCUUCAUCCAAAGGUUCAUCGACCCCGAGGCCGAGGAGGCCGAGGGCAUUGACCCCAACGAGCCCCUGUACCUGCAGAAACUGGACGAGAUCAAUACUUUGGAGCUUCCCUUCCUGAACAUCAACUGCCAGCACUUGAACCAGUUUGACGUGGAUCUGUACCGCCAGCUGGUCUGCUACCCGCAGGAGGUCAUCCCGACCUUUGACAUGGCUGUCAACGAGAUGUUCUUUGAGCGCUACCCCGACACUACACUGGAACAUCAGAUCCAGGUGCGAACCUACAACACGGAGAAGACCAAGAACAUGAGGUCACUCAACCCUGAGGAUAUUGACCAGCUGGUCACCAUCAGUGGCAUGGUGAUCCGCACCUCCCAGCUCAUGCCGGAGAUGCGCGAGGCGUUCUUCCGUUGCCACGUCUGCUCCUUCACCGCGACCGUGGAGAUCGACCGUGGGCGCAUCGGGGAGCCCGCCGUGUGCCGUAACUGUCAGACCAAGCACAGCAUGGCGCUGAUUCACAACCGCUCGCAGUUCUCCGACAAGCAGAUGGUCAAGUUGCAGGAAUCCCCAGAUGAUAUGCCCGCCGGCCAAACGCCACACACCGUUAUCCUGUACGCCCACAACGAUCUCGUGGACUCGGUACAGCCCGGCGACCGUGUGACUGUCACUGGUAUCUACCGCGCCACUCCGCUGCGCGUCAACCCCCGCCAGCGCAACGUGAAGGCGGUGUACAAGACGUACAUCGACGUGAUUCAGUUCUGUAAGGAUGACGCCAAUCGACUGCAUGAGCAGGGAGGUGAUGACGGGGAUGAUCAGCAAAUUUUCACUGAGGAGCGCAAGCAGCAGUUGAUCGAGCUUUCUCAGAAGGAAGACAUAUACGAGAGAUUGGCAAGAGCCUUGGCUCCUAGCAUCUUUGAGAAUGAGGACAUCAAGAAGGGUAUCAUGUGUCAGCUUUUUGGUGCGACCAAGAAAGACUUCUCUGAAGCGGGGCGUGCACAUUUCAGGUCCCAACUCAACAUCUUGCUGUGCGGCGACCCAGGAACGAGCAAGUCGCAGCUACUGCAGUACGUGAACAAUCUGGUCCCGCGAGGGCAGUAUACAUCCGGCAAGGGAUCCAGCGCCGUCGGUCUGACGGCGUACGUCACCAAGGAUCCCGAAACCAGACAAUUGGUCCUGCAAACUGGAGCUUUGGUGCUCAGUGAUAACGGCAUCUGUUGCAUUGACGAGUUUGACAAGAUGAACGACAGCACGCGCUCUGUCCUCCAUGAAGUUAUGGAGCAACAGACUCUCUCGAUUGCCAAAGCUGGCAUCAUCUGCUCCCUGAAUGCACGUACAUCCAUCUUGGCUGCAGCUAAUCCCGUGGACUCCCAGUGGAACCCAAAGAAGACCAUCAUUGACAACAUCCAGUUGCCUCACACUCUGCUGUCGAGAUUUGAUUUGAUCUUCUUGAUUCUGGAUCCUCAAGAUGAGAUAUUUGAUCGUCGCUUGGCCAAUCAUCUGGUCUCGCUCUAUCACCAGGGUGGCGAGUUACAAGAUAGUGAACACAUGGAUUUGGCCCUCCUCAGAGACUACCUUUCCUACGCUCGUACCUACGUCCAUCCCAAACUCAGCGAGGAGGCCAGCCAGUUGCUCAUCCACGCCUACGUGGAGAUGAGGAAGAUUGGCAGCGCCAGGGGGAUGGUGUCGGCCUACCCACGUCAGCUGGAGUCGCUGAUCCGUCUGGCCGAGGCCCACGCUAGGAUGAGGUUCUCUGAUGUCGUGGAGACGGUGGAUGUGGAUGAGGCUAAGAGGUUGCACUACGAAGCUCUGAAGCAGUCGGCCUUCGACCCGCGAGACGGGACCAUCAACAUUGACAUCUUGGCGACGGGAAUGAGCACCUCGGCCCGCAAGCAGAGACAGGAAGUAAAGGCAGCCCUCAAGAAGAUGAUCGAGGGCAAGGGUAAAGUGGCGACUCUCAAGUACCAGACGACGUUUGAGGAACUGCGGCAGCAGUCCGAGAUGCCAAUCACAAAGGAGAUGUUUGAUGGAGCCUUGCGAGAACUCCAAGAUGAGGACUUCCUGAUUUGGCUUGGCAAGACUAUUCGCCUCCUGAAGUAGAUAGAUUCUUGAAAUGAAGAAAAAAAAAAAAAAA
This is a messenger RNA of Patiria miniata (bat star), 2915 nucleotides long. It is a transcript of the gene mcm4, whose product is annotated as DNA replication licensing factor mcm4-A-like. Gene Ontology annotation, molecular function: single-stranded DNA helicase activity; ATP binding; single-stranded DNA binding. The record is from RefSeq and is a predicted model, not a curated record. The transcript is spliced from 18 exons. Gene Ontology annotation, biological process: DNA strand elongation involved in DNA replication; mitotic DNA replication initiation; DNA replication. Gene Ontology annotation, cellular component: nucleus; MCM complex. NCBI's taxonomy places the organism in Eukaryota, Metazoa, Echinodermata, Asteroidea, Valvatida, Asterinidae. The coding region runs from base 152 to 2881 and encodes 909 amino acids.